Momordica charantia (bitter melon) is the source of this 1235-nucleotide messenger RNA. RefSeq lists its product as uncharacterized. NCBI's taxonomy places the organism in Eukaryota, Viridiplantae, Streptophyta, Magnoliopsida, Cucurbitales, Cucurbitaceae. The record is from RefSeq and is a predicted model, not a curated record.
CCCAUCCGGUUCGGUUCGGGUCGAGUCGGUUUUAACCAAGAAAACAGAAACCCUAGAGCAAUGAAGGCGGCAAAAAAGAACCGAACAUUUAUCCACGUGGUGCUCUCAGAUUUCCAAAGACACGUGACACCACGAGCUUAUCAUGAAAUCUAAACCCUUGAGCUUUGAAUAUCCCCUCCUCGGCCACAUCAGAGAAGAAAGGGAAAAAAAAUGAAUGGGGUCAAAGGAAAAUUCCUGAAGAAGCUCAAAUCCAUCAAACACGAUCGGAUUCUCCAGGCCUUUUCUCCAGAUGGGUACUCAGAUUUCUUCUCCAGGAACGAAAAUCUCAAAGCCAAUCUCAAGAACACGAACGAGAAGAUCGAUUCGCCGAAGAGAAAGAAAAACCCAGUUGGCGUUGGAGAUGAAGAAACAGAAACAGACACAGAGAUCCAUUUCGAGAUUGAAGAUAAAGAGAACAUCGAACCGCUCAGAAAAGGUAAUGUGUAUGGGAAUUCCAAGUGUUUAAGAACUCGAAAUUGCUCGUCGGAUUCUGGGCAGGAAAAUUGUACACCAUUGUUGGAAAUUGACAUCUCGUCUUUCAGGCCGCCGGACAUGAACUCCGGCAGCCUCUUCGACCCCAAUUUACUGGCGGUUUUCCACCAAGUAGUAGUGGAACAUAUGAAAUUAAGAGAGGCUGAGAUCAAAAGCAGAACCAAAAUUCAAGAGAAAGAGGAGGAGGAAGAAGAAGAGAAUCCUCUGUUUGGCUUCCAAGAAAAUUGCCCACCAGAGGGAUCAGAUUCAGUGAUUCUCUACACAACAACUCUUAGAGGAAUCAGGAAAACUUUUGAGAAUUGCAACAGCAUAAGAUUUCUAUUAGAAACUUUCAGAGUGAAAUUCUACGAGCGGGACAUUUCAAUGCAUAAGGAGUUCAAGGAAGAGCUAUGGAGAGUUUUGGAUUCAAAGGCAUUACCUCCAAAGCUCUUCAUCAGAGGAAGGUACAUUGGCGGAGCAGAGGAGGUGUUGGGGCUGCACGAGCAGGGGAGGCUCCGGGUGCUCUUCGAUGGGGUUCCAAUCGACCAUCUCGCCGGGAACCCGUGCGAUGGGUGUGGCGGAAUCCGAUUUGUGCUCUGUUUCAACUGCAAUGGGAGCCAUAAAAUUGUUGGUGAGGAUGAUGAACAGAGGAUAUGUCCAGAAUGUAAUGAGAAUGGACUCAUUCUGUGUCCCUAUUGCUGCUAAAAUUAUGGAUUUAUUGUUGA